UUCUCUGAGUUUCCAGAAAUGGCCGCCAUUACCUGACCAGCUCUCCAGAGCCAGUCUCUGCGGCAGCCUCUGCAGGAGUUACCAGAGCGGCCAGUGUUGUUCCCCGAGCAGGUUUCUCAUCUGUGGGAAGUGUCCCCUGUCCCCAACGCAUGGCCCAGAGGCAGAACUGACUGUGUCCUUCAGGCUUCGCUGGGAGGAGGCGGCUGGGCUCGGACCAGGGCACAAGAUGUGGCUUCUCGUCCUGCUGGCGUUGCUGCGCUGUCCCGGCUUCCAGGGGAGAGAAAACUCAUUCACCAUCAACAGUGUCCACAUGAACAGCCUGCCCAACUGGACGGUGCGUAACGGGCAGAACGUGACCCUGCAGUGCGUGGUGGACAUUAGUACCACCGCGGCCGUCAGACCCCAGCACUCGGUGCUCUUCUACAAGGAAGACGUGAUGCUGCACAACGUCUCCUCUUCCCAGACCACCGAGAGUUUCUUCAUCCCCAGAGCGCGAGUCCAUAACGCAGGGACGUACAAGUGCACCGUGCUUCUGAAUAACAAGGAGAAAACCACGCAGGAGUACCGGCUGGUGGUAGAAGGCGUGUCCAGUCCCCAGGUGAUCCUGGAUAAAAAGGAGGUGAUCGAAGGCGGGGUGGUGGCCGUCGGCUGUUCUGUCCCAGAGGAAAAGCCACCAAUGCAUUUCACCAUUGAAAAAGUUGAACUCGAUACCAAACUUGUCAAGCAGAGAAGAGAGAAGACGUCUCAGAACCAGAAUUUUGUGACACUGAACUUCUCCAUCGAGGAGCAGGAUCACGUUUUAGUGUUUCGUUGUCAAGCGAGGAUCAUGUCUGGGUUCCCCGUGCAGACUUCGGACUCUAUCAGGAGUGAACUGGUCACCGUGACGGAAUCCUUCUCUACUCCCAAGUUCCACAUCAGCCCCCCAGGGGUGAUCACAGAAGGUGACCAGGUUCACAUCAAAUGCACCAUUCAGGUGACGCACCUGGCCCACAAAUUCCCGGAAAUCAUCAUUCAGAAGGACAAGGAGAUCGUGGCCACCACCAAAGAGGGCAGCGAGGCCGAGUACUCAGUCAUGGCCAUGGUGGAAGACAACGGUAACUACACAUGCAAGGUAGAAUCGAGCCGCAUAUCCAAGGUCAGCAGCGUCCUGGUCAACAUCACAGAACUGUUUCCCAAGCCGAAGCUGGAAUCGCUGUCUACCCACCUGGACCAGGGGGAAAAGCUGAACUUGUCCUGCUCUAUCUUGGGAGGGCUGCCAGCCGAUUUCACCAUCCAGAAGGGAGACACCAUCGUGUCGAUGAGUCCGGAGUUCACCAAGAUCUCCACGGAGUGGGACAGUGGGGUAUACUCCUGCACGGCGGGCGUCGGCAAAGUGGUCAAAAAAAGCAACACGGUUGAAAUCACAGUGUGCGAAAAGCUCUCCAAGCCCAGGAUUUCUCAUGAUGCCAGGUCUGAGAUCAUCAAAGGACAUACAUUAAAAGUCAGUUGCCAAUCAAUAAAUGGAACGUUACCCAUUACUUACCGCCUUUUAAAAGCCACGGAUGUGUUCCAGACUUCUGUGAUAUACUCAAAUGAGCCUGCAGUCUUUGAUGAUAAACCAGCCAAAGAUGCAGUGUACCAGUGCACUGUGGAUAAUUGCCAUUCCCACCCAGAAAUGGCCAGUGAUGUUCUGAAGGUCAAAGUGAUCGCUCCGGUGGUCCAGGUCAAACUUUCCAUCCUGUUGAGUGAGGAGGUGGAAUCUGGGAAGGAAAUGGUGCUCCAAUGCUCCGUGGAGGAAGGGACCGCUCCAAUCACAUACAGGUUUUACAAAGAAAAGGAACACAGCCCUUUCUACCAAAUCAUCUCCAAUGAGACCCACGCAUUUUGGCGCAAGCCUCAGGCUAGCAAGGAACAGGAGGGAGAGUACCAUUGCACGGCCUCCAACAGAGCCAGCCUCGCCCAAAAGAGCCCCCAAAGCAACACUUUGACAGUCAAAGUGUUUCUUGCCCCCUGGAAGAAAGGCCUCAUUGCACUGGUUGUUAUUGGGGUGAUAAUUGCUACCUUGAUUGUUGGAGCCAAAUGCUACAUUUUGAAGAAAGCCAAGGCCAAGCAAGUGCCUGUGGAGAUGUCCAGGCCAGCAGCCCCACUGCUGAACUCCAACAGUGAGAAGGUGCCAGAGCCCAAUAUGGAAGCCAACAGCCAUUAUGCAGGGUAUGACAAAGUUGGAAACCAUGCAGAGAAACCACUAAAUGCAAACAAAAACCCUCUGAGCGUGGACGUGGAGUACACUGAAGUGGAAGUUUCCUCCGUGGAGCCCCGCCAAGCUCUUGGAAGGAAGGGCACUGAGACAGUGUACAGUGAGAUCCGGAAAGUCGACCCUAAUUUCAUGGAAAACAGAUAUUCAAGGACGGAAGGCUCUCUUGAUGGAAUUUAGGACGUCGAAGGCGGAUGCACAUCCCUGUCCACGUCCCCAGAAGAACAGAUGCUUCCUGUAUUUCAAGAGCUCCGUGCACUUAUUUAUGGGCCUGUCCUGCUCCCACCAAACAUAGCAAUUCCUCAGGCCAAGCCACCAGUUCUUGACUCCAUCCUGCGACGUUCAGGUCAGGCAUAAAGAGACACAGAGGGGCUGUUGAAUUGCCCACGUGGCCUUCCUUCCAAGUUGGAAGCGCUUUGCAGUGUGGAGUGGCAGAAGCAGCUUCUGGGUAUUCGGGCCACUGAGAUACUUUGAAACUUGAAUAUUUUGUCUUGGACAGAGAUCAAGAAGUUUUUCAUGUGUUCUUUCUAUAGAAACUGGUUUUUGUUUUAUUGUUGAUCACUCCGGUGAAUGGCCUGGUCGUGGGGCUAGUUUCUUUGUAUGUUUCUUUCUCCUCUUUUGGCCUUUUGAAGGCCUGGAGUUCUGGACAGCCUCUUGUUCUUUGAAAAUGCGCGUCGCUGGCCAGCUUUGCCCUGGGCUGUUCUGACCUCACCCACUACAGAUAGGAAAACAGCGCUUGGAAACAGUCGCUCCUACAAGACUCCUUGUUUUUCUUCUCUCUCUCUCGCUCUCUUUUUUUUUGGCUGGUAGUGGGGCUUAAACUCAGGGGUCCUCACAUUCUU
This is a messenger RNA of Dipodomys spectabilis (banner-tailed kangaroo rat), 3075 nucleotides long. It is a transcript of the gene Pecam1, whose product is annotated as platelet and endothelial cell adhesion molecule 1. NCBI's taxonomy places the organism in Eukaryota, Metazoa, Chordata, Mammalia, Rodentia, Heteromyidae. The transcript has 16 exons. Gene Ontology annotation, molecular function: transmembrane signaling receptor activity. The coding region runs from base 227 to 2413 and encodes 728 amino acids. Gene Ontology annotation, biological process: cell surface receptor signaling pathway. The record is from RefSeq and is a predicted model, not a curated record.